Messenger RNA from Mugil cephalus (flathead mullet), 4042 nucleotides. It is a transcript of the gene elavl2, whose product is annotated as ELAV like neuron-specific RNA binding protein 2. NCBI's taxonomy places the organism in Eukaryota, Metazoa, Chordata, Actinopteri, Mugiliformes, Mugilidae. The transcript is spliced from 9 exons. Gene Ontology annotation, cellular component: ribonucleoprotein complex. The coding region runs from base 457 to 1683 and encodes 408 amino acids. Gene Ontology annotation, molecular function: RNA binding. The record is from RefSeq and is a predicted model, not a curated record.
GAAUGGAUGAAACGGAGAGUGCGGAGAGGUAUAGGCAUGCUGUGAUACGGCCCUAUAUAUUUGCCGGCAGGACUAUCUUCCUUUUAAAGACAACCUCCUCCUUGCCUUGGUUUCCACUCAGUGAUGUCGCGUAUUUGUGUGGCGCACCUGUAAAGAGCGAGACAGGCAGAAGCCGGCUUUUUUAAUUAUUUGAUUCCUUUUAUUUCUUCUGUUCUUUUUUCCCUUUUGUUUCCAUGCAUUUGCUGAAAGGAACUCAUUUCUGUGUUUUGAUUUAAUAAAUAUUUCAUUUCCUCAUUUUAUCUUGUUUGUGUUGGCUUUUUAUGUUUCCAAGUUUGAACUAAAGAAAGCGGAAUUCAUCAUUUUACGAGCUAUUGGCCAGGUGUUUCAUUCAGAGAUUGUUUGCCUAAGGACGUCCCUAACUUUCAUUUAUAGAAACGACGGCAACUCCAAACUAACAUGGCAGUCAGACUGUGCGAUGUGGCUUCUCUGCUUAGAAGUGGUUCGUGGGCACCUGAGCCUUGGACUGGGCAGGUAAUUGCUGCCAUGGAAACACAGCUGUCCAAUGGGCCAACUUGCAACAACACAAGCAACGGUCCCUCAACAAUCUCAAACAACUGCUCCUCACCUGUAGAGUCAGGGAGCAUAGAGGACAGUAAAACUAACUUGAUAGUCAACUAUCUGCCUCAGAACAUGACCCAAGAGGAGCUGAAGAGCUUGUUUGGGAGCAUCGGAGAAAUUGAGUCCUGCAAACUGGUUCGAGACAAGAUAACAGGCCAGAGCCUAGGCUAUGGAUUUGUGAAUUACGUGGACCCGAAGGAUGCAGAAAAAGCCAUCAAUACCUUAAAUGGCUUGAGACUUCAGACCAAAACCAUCAAGGUUUCCUAUGCGCGUCCAAGCUCCGCCUCCAUCAGAGAUGCAAAUUUGUAUGUCAGUGGCUUGCCAAAGACGAUGACUCAGAAAGAACUGGAGCAGCUCUUCUCUCAGUAUGGACGCAUCAUUACCUCACGCAUUCUGGUGGACCAGGUGACCGGCGUUUCCAGAGGAGUUGGCUUCAUUCGUUUUGACCGGCGAGUUGAGGCGGAGGAGGCCAUCAAGGGUCUGAACUGUCAGAAGCCGCCUGGUGCCACUGAACCCAUCACAGUCAAGUUUGCUAACAAUCCGAGCCAGAAGACCAGCCAGGCGCUGCUGUCCCAGCUCUAUCAGUCGCCCAAUCGAAGGUACCCAGGACCCCUCGCACAGCAGGCACAACGCUUCAGGUUGGACAAUCUGCUCAACAUGGCCUAUGGAGUCAAAAGGAGUAGAGAAGGACGUGGCCAGAGCCUCGUAUGCUUUUCACAUGAGACCAGUGGAAGCAGGUUCUCCCCCAUGGCCAUUGACGGGGUGACCAGCUUGGCUGGCAUCAACAUCCCGGGGCACGCAGGCACUGGCUGGUGUAUCUUCGUCUACAACCUGGCUCCAGAUGCAGAUGAGAGCAUCCUCUGGCAGAUGUUUGGGCCGUUUGGUGCCGUCACAAAUGUCAAGGUUAUUCGCGACUUCAACACAAACAAGUGCAAAGGAUUUGGUUUUGUCACCAUGACUAAUUACGAUGAGGCAGCUGUGGCCAUCGCCAGCUUGAAUGGAUACCGCCUCGGGGACAGAGUUCUGCAAGUCUCUUUCAAAACCAACAAAACACACAAAGCCUAAUACCCACUGAGAUUGUUUCUAGAAAACUCACCAGAAAACGGAAGCAGAAAAUGGAAGCGUAUUGACCGUAAAUUUCUACGUUAGUAAAAACAGCUUUGUAAAUCAGUGUUGCAAAGAAAAACAAUAUUUAGCGUCCAACAAUGUGAUUUUUUUUUUUUUUUUUUCUUUCAUUGCUACGCUUUGAAUCUUAAUAUACUUUAAAACAAGAAAAAAUAUUGCAGGUUUCAAGGCCUGUGAAGUUCUUGCUGUCUUAACAGAUGGACCAUCUAAAACGUUACUAUAGGUUUUGUCAUUUUGUUGCACAUCUGCUUUGAAACAGUAAGUCUUGUACGGUUAUGUGUAGUGAUUUUCUUUGUACUUUCUGUGUCCUGAUUUGCCAUAGGUGCGUUAUGCCCUCAGUGGUUAGCAAGUACUUACUUUGAACUAUUUGCAGUUUUGUUGAGUUUGUAAGUAUUCCGUUUAUUGUAAUAUCAGUUGGUUAUUUGUUGGCUGCAUAAUGUUGCUUAUUGUAAACUUAAUGGAUAAAAAGACAAAAAAAAAAUUCUUAAAGCAGUACCUUGCCAAAGAGCUAAGAACCUCUUUGAUGUGGGUUUAAAAGCAUCUAUUUUUAUAAAAAGAAAAAUUUGGAGAAACUUUUUACUGGACCUGGAACAAAAUAUUUUGACUUGGAUACUUUGAGAAAUAUCUUCAUAUGACACCUUGUGAGCUUUUGAACUUUACAAGAAAGUUUGCAGUGGUUGAAAUUUCUGGAGAGAUUUAUGAUGUAAAAGAUACCUUUUGAGAUCUUUGUAUUAUCUUUAGAUUAUAGAAUCAGUGGCAGUGCUGGUUUCAUUUGUAAAAUCAUCUGUGGGGUCCCCCCGUCAUCCUGGGUGUUAACGAUGAGCAACUCGCUUUCCGAUUUGAUUUGGAAAACAAAACUACAAAGGUUUAUUUGCAAAAAACGUGCAUGCAAAAUUAUAACAUGGAGAUAUUUAAAAGGUAACUGGGGGAAUAAAAAUCAGUUCUUCCUCUAAGAUUCCCUUCAGAUGGAGCUCAUGGUGUGUUGUGGUGUACCUACGAUAUAUCAUUAGACUGAUUUUGUCUUAAUAUCAGCCAAUAAGGGUUUUUACAUACUUUGUAUGAAAGAUUGAGGACAAGCCAAUGAAGGCAGCUGCUUAAAAAAAAGGAGAAAAAAAAAGACGAGUCUGAAGAACAGAGCGGAUUCCUCCUGAGCUUUGAGCUGUGUAAAUAAGUCUUUUUUUAUGUUGAGUAUUUGGCAGACUUCUUUUGGUUCUAGUUUGGACUUCACUGGAAAGUGUGAUAUUAUAUAUAUCGUUUUGAUUAUUUUUCCUUCAUAGAGUAUGUAAGGUAUUUUCUUUUUGGAUAUUAACGUUUUGAUUUCAGUUUGCCUUCCGUUGAAAUACUUGAUUUGUUGUCCUAUGGACUAGCAUUACAGUGCAUCAUAUUUGUUGGUUGUUUGGUCUGUAGAUAGUCUUGCUUCGUAUAAAAGGAAAAAAAAGUAUUAAACUAUAGACAUUUGUUUUCGUUUUUUAUAUAUAAACAUUAUAGAUAUAUAUUUAUGUGGUAAAGAAUGGAUAUAAACCACAGUUUUGAACUAUUUGAUUACUUUUUUUUUUUUCCAUACUCAUAUAUAUACGUAAUGCAUAUAACCUGUCUUUAAAAUCGUAAAAAGGUGUAUAUUGCUUUAUUCACUUUGGGGGAAGGACAGUGAAGCAGUUCCAUUAACAAAAUUGGUUGCAAACGUUUGUGGAACAUCUAACUCAUCUUGAACAAACGGAGGCCGGUUGAGCCUUAGAUGCACUGAAUACUGCACCUGCAUCCUGCUUGGUCUUGAUCUCAACCAGUUACUGGUCAUGCUUCCCCUUAAAUGAGCAGUGUGCUAUGCAUUAUAGAAUUAUCUUCGCAACUGCUUUUUCUUGUUUAUCUAUUCCUUCUUUGUGUUAAUUGUAAAAGUUAAACUUUAAGUCUAGAUGAGUUGUGAUACUAUGCUGCUGUGGGGGUGGAGGCGACUCAGUUUUUUCAUGCCUGACCUGUCAUUGUCAAAGCAAACAAACAAACAAACAGACAAACUGUUCCUCUGUAACCUCUUCAUGAUGAUUUGGUCUUGGCAAAUUGUGCAGAUGGUCCGGCAUGAAAAAAAAGAAGAAAAAAAAAAACACGUCCCCUCCCGCCCCCUUAUCUCAAUUCCUAAUAUGAGAAUGAUUAUUUAUUUGAAGUUGUAUUGUCUUACUUGGUUUGCAGCAUUUUUGGAAUAGAAUAUCUUUUGAGUAUUUAAAAAGGAUGUACAUGUUUUACUUUGUGUUUGGAUACUUUGGAUUUUUCCCAUGUUCAGUACAUCAAUAAAUAAGUUGAAGGGCAA